Portunus trituberculatus (swimming crab) is the source of this 2114-nucleotide messenger RNA. RefSeq names its product WW domain-binding protein 11-like. The record is from RefSeq and is a predicted model, not a curated record. Gene Ontology annotation, biological process: mRNA cis splicing, via spliceosome. NCBI's taxonomy places the organism in Eukaryota, Metazoa, Arthropoda, Malacostraca, Decapoda, Portunidae. Gene Ontology annotation, cellular component: spliceosomal complex.
GAUGAAGACAACCACCAUCACCACCACGACGUAAACAAGAAUUAGGGACGCCAAACCAUUGCAAAUUUUUCACAUUUUUUCCUUUUUUUUUUGCUCCCUCGGACUUCCCUGGGCGUGUGAGGGGCUGAGCACAUUCUGAGGACACCGCGGCAACACCAGCAACACCAACCAUGGGGCGGCGCAGCAUCAAUACCACAAAAAGUGGGAAAUAUAUGAACCCCACGGAUCAGGCCAGGAAAGAGGCGAGGAAGAGGGAGCUGAAGAAAAACAAGAAACAGAGACAAAUGGUGCGAGCUGCUGUUCUGAAGGGCAAGGAUCCCUCUCAAAUUAUAUUGGAGAUGGAGAAGAUUGACAACAUGGAGUAUAAUGUGGACGUGCCCCCAGCGCUGAGUGAGAAGGUGCUGAAGGACAAGAGAAAGAAGCUCCGAGAGACGCUGGACCGGGUGCUGAAGCUGUACGAGCGAGAGAACCCGGAGUAUUGGGUGGAAAUCCGUCGAAUGGAAGGAGAUUAUGAGAAGAAACGACUAGCUCUGAUUGAAUACUUUGACAGUGUCCGCCACGCCCAAGCUGUCACUGUCGAUGAGAUCCCCCUGCCAAAUCUGGACAUGCCCCCUGCUGCCCCGGACGCUGAUGGCACCUCCGCCCCGCCACACGCCCCUGAAAGUGCCCCUGUUCUUGCUACAGCCCCGACAAGCACCCCUGUUCCAAAUGCUCACCUUGUUCCUUCACACAGUAUUCUGAAGAAAAUGUCAGCUUAUGCAGAGCCCCGGCGCCCCCCAGGCUGCCCCCCGACCCUGCCUCCCCCGCUGAGUGAUGGGGAAGAAGAUGAGGCUAUGGAGGCUGAUGGGGCAGCACCGGGGCAGGCUGAGAUCCGAGAGGACGAAGGAGAUGAACUACCUCGAAGUAGAACCAUUCGCUUUGAAGAUGGUGAUGAUGGCAUGGGUGGUGGGGAGGAUAAGGACCCGCGGGGUGGUGUCGGGGCCGUCGGAGCUGUCGGGGCAAGCACUAAGGGGCUAACGAGUCUUCAAACUAAGCUACUGCAGAUGUCGGGGCAAGAUAUUGACGAUUUUAUGCGAGAGACAGAGGUUUUGUUCCGAGAGAAGGCUGCGGAGAGGAGGGCUGAUCUGAGGGCCAGACUGGAUAAGCUUGAUGAUGAGCCCCCGUCUGCCCCGCAUCCAGCCCCACAUACAGCCCCGCCCCGGCCCCCUGGCCCACCUCUGCUGUCCAUGCCCCCGCCGAACCAGCCCCGCGGUCCACCUCUUGGCAUGCCCCCGUCCUCAGCCCCGUCCCAGCAGCCCCCUCCAGCUUCAGCCCCAUAUCUCCCCUCCGGUCCACCCCCCAGCACUGUGGUGGCCCCAGGGGUUGCCCCACCGACUGUGGGGCUAGGAGGGGUACCACCGGGUCCAGUAGUGGCCGGUCCGCCUUCAAACAUGGCCCUGGUGCCCCCCGGGGUGAGCCAGGUGCCCCAGCCUGGCCCCAUCCCAGUAAACCCACCCCCAACCAACCCCCUAGGCCAACCCCAAGUCCCACCGGUUGCCCCGCCUUCUGUGCCCCAGGUCGCGCCUCCUACUGGCCCCCCAAAUGCCCCGCCACUAAUGUUCCGGCCCCCUCCCCCAAUGCGGACCAACCUACCCCCUCCUCCGGGUGUGCGCCCCCCGCCAAACCCUCUCCCCCAGGGUAUGCCCCCAAGACUGCCAAAUAUGAGAAUGCCCCCUCCUAUGCCCCCAAGGCCACCAAUACGCCCCCAGGCAUCCCCCAGGAUUGCCCCACCUGGUCUGCCCCCACGAGGCCUUCCCCCCCUCCACAACCCCAACGUGCUGUCUGCGGGGCCCCAGCUCAUCGCUCGCCCCAGAGAGGAUGACAAGAAACACUCAGCCACCAUCGAAGCAAAGCCGCAGAUCAGGAAUUUGAAUGCGGACGUGACGCGUUUCCUCCCGACGGCACUGCGGGUCAAGAGGGAAGACAAGAAGAAGAGCGGGAAGACUCAGACAGAUGUGAAGGAGCUGCCUGGCGGAGGGAAGGCUGAAGAGACGGACAGGAAACCAACUAAAGAUGAUGCUUACUCACAGUUCAUGAGGGAAAUGGAGGGGCUAUUGUAGAGAGAGAGAGAGAGA